Haliotis rubra (blacklip abalone) is the source of this 3217-nucleotide messenger RNA. RefSeq names its product glutamate receptor 2-like. The transcript has 12 exons. Gene Ontology annotation, molecular function: glutamate-gated receptor activity. Lineage: Eukaryota; Metazoa; Mollusca; Gastropoda; Lepetellida; Haliotidae. The record is from RefSeq and is a predicted model, not a curated record. Bases 757 to 2871 code for a protein of 704 amino acids. Gene Ontology annotation, cellular component: membrane.
GGCGCUGGUUAACGCCAUGACACUUCGUCAUUGGCGACAGCUGUGUGUUGACAUCGGAUCCCAAGUGGAAGACGCCCCCUGUAAUAUACACCCGUGCUAUGGAGGGUAUGUGAUGUUAGAGGCUCCGCGACGAGUGCUGGAACAACAUCACAUUAACGUUAUUAAUUGGUUUGGUUUAUUUAUCGCAUGACAUAAAAUAUUAAGUCUACUGAAGCUGCUGGUAAUGGUGUAUCCGUUAUGCCUCUCUUCGAGUGUCGGUACAGUGUGGUGAGUGAUUUCCGGUUUGAUGUAUCGCCACUAACGAGGAUCCAUUCACCAGGAAUUAACCUAGCUGUGUCAAUGCAACAUACAGCGAUGAAUCUAUCUGGGUAUUACUCCCGUUGUUUGAGUGUGCUCGCUCGCAGCUGUGGAGCGAAAGACACAGGUACACUAUAAUGACUGAUCACUUUCAGCGAUGACAAAAUUCACUUAAACAACCGAUCUCAACUGGGAGAAGGAUUGACUUUCAGCUGGGAGUGUUGAGGUUGUCCCGGGGAGCCAGUACCCGCCUGUGGUCGGACCGCCUGGCCAGACAGGGUGACGGAGGAGGAAAUGGAACGCGUCAUGUUGGAUAUAAAAACACUAGACUAUUUCUCUAGCACACAUCUUCAAGACACAAGACAUUUUGUAUAAGUUUCCACGAUACCUUCGAACCUAGGUUCAAGCAGCCAGUUAUCCAGUAGGCCAUUCCUGAGCGACUGUAUUUGGGGGACCAAGAUGACAGGAAGCACCGUGAGUUCCCUGGCACUGACUCUGAUGCUGAUACUAUGGACGUCUGGACCGGACAGUGUUCACGGUCUUCCUUUAAGCUGCCAGUUACGGAACAAUCCAAACAGAGCAAGUCUCAGUUUGACACCCGUCACGAGGGCGGAAGUGUACGUAGCGGAUGUUGUCUCUCUGCUCAGCUAUCUUCAGUGGGCAACCAUCACGGUUCUCCAUGAUACGGAUUCAGAAGCAUUUGUCGAUGACAUACUAUAUCUUGCUGUUGAGAAACUGCGAGGAGUUCGUUACCUCAUUCAUAACGUGGAGCACAUGGUGGAAGACAAUGCUGAUAUACACACCCUGCUCCAGAGUUUACAUACCAGCUUAUACCCCCAGCCUAACAUCCUCCUCGUCGGUCGGCCGGCCUUCAUCCUCUCCAUCACGUCCCAAGUCAGUUCUCAUGACGACCAAUCAAAUCGCACAACUGACUUUCGUCAUCUGUCAAGAUGGCUGCUCGUGACUGACCUUGACCGUCAGUUCUUGGAUAGCCUGGUACACAACGUUGGUGACCUUGAGAAUGUAGCUGCCGUGUACAGAUCCGACGCAGGGUCAAGGGAUGAGGUGGGAAGUAUACCGACCAACAACAGCAUCAACAUCCUCACCUACUCUCGGUCUUGUCCUCCAGAUUUCAUUCACGUCAAAAUAACGCCACCUGUACUCAAGGGGAGAUCACUCUUACUCGCAGUCUACCCUAAUACGAAAUACGGGUACAACAACAGAACUAUACUUGUGUCCACGUUGAUGUACGCCCCCUUUACCAUGAGAAGACAAGAGAGAGGAGAAGUCAUCUACGAAGGAUACUGUUUUGAACUUCUCAAUGUUUUAGCCAAGGAUCUGAAUUUCAGUGUUCAGCUUGUGGAACCCGCGGACGGUGAAUGGGGCCUCCUGGUAGACGGCAAGUGGACGGGCUUGAUUGGUCAACUACAGCAGAGGGACGUGGAUAUGGUGGUGGCGCCCCUCACAAUACACGAGGACAGGGAGAAAGUCAUGGAUUUCCUACUGCCCCCCUUCUACACGGAGAAUGUUGACAUCUUGUAUAAAUUUGAGGACGUGAGCGAAUCGGACAUCUUGGUCACCGUCAAACCCUUCAAGUACAUGGUGCUGGUGUGUCUGGCCGCUGCCGUUGUCGUCGUCUUCAUUAUGAUUUUCUGCAUAGAACAAUUCUCCCUGUAUAUGGCUCAUGAAAGCAGAAAGACCGAUACGAGGCCGAAAUCUCCAAUUUCACAACAGUCUUCCAGAUUGAUGUCUUCAUUUUGCUCUGCACUCUGCUUUGGUGACGAUCCAGUAGAGCACUUGCAGUUGAUCUUCUGGAGAGUAUUUGGAUCUGUGUUUAAGCAGGGCGACCCGUGGACGUCCGAGACGACUCCAGGCCGCAUCCUGAUGACGUCUUGGUGGUUGCUGACGGUGGUGCUAGCGGCAGGAUACAGCGCCUACCUUGUGGCGAUCUUCACCGUCGAUAUCCGCGUCAAGCCGUUUUCAUCGCUACAGGACGUUGUAGAUUCCCCCGACUACAAGAUUGGCAUCAUGUCCACUGGCAUCAUCAAACUCAUCUUUGAGAAAUCCAACCAGGAUGACUUCAAAGAUGCAUGGCAAAAGGUUGUUCAAGCCAACAAAACAGAUUCCCGAGUGUUGGCCGGAAGUGAGGCCGAGCACCUCCAGCACGUGCUUGGUGGCAAGUACUGUUGGAUUGUUGACGUCACCACUGCCGAGAAGGCGCAGGCAACCGACUGUUCUCUCGAGACGGUGGGGGUUAGACUUAAUGGCCAGAAUCUCGCUCUGGCUGUUCCGACAAACUCCCCUCUGAAAGCAGCAGUGGAGAACACGAUGGCAGCCAUAGCAGACAGCGGUUUGUUGGAGAAAUGGUGGAAACACUGGCAGAAGCCCCGGACGCCUGAUAUGUGUCCAGCGCCACCAGAUGUCCACCCCAUAAUACUCAAGGACGUAAUGGGCCCCGUGUACAUCGCACUAGGGGGCGUGGCUGUAGCUGGCCUGUUCCUGCUUCUGGAGCUGCUCGUGCAUCACGUGCAUCUGCUCCAAACCGGAAGUCAAGUGGACAAAACACCUAUGUGAUUUAGACUGACUGAAAGUUAUGAAGAUAUCAGCUGUAGAUGACGUGUAUGUGUGUUGUUGAGGACACCUGGUCUUGCAUCUGUAUUGCUUAGUAAUGCUAAUGUACAGGUCCUGUACGCCAUGCCCACAUUCGCCAUUGUAGUACUGGAGCAAAGGGAGAUCACUGUUGUUGGAGAUCGUGAAAACACCACGAAGUCAAAAGGAAUAACAAGAAACAGUGCUUAUAUGCUUUGAUUCUCAUAUCCCUCACUUUGACGGUGUGCUACUUAAAAAAGAAAGCGUAUACUGACUCAAAUGAACAUCAUUUCUCGUCAUUGAAUGGCUAUUGAAUAAAUGCAUAUUUAUA